AGAAUUAAAAUUAAAAAAGUGAUAAUAAGUGAGUGAAGCAGCUCUCACAACCAAUAAUUCAAUCAGCAAUGGCAUCGACCAACCCGGCGCUUGAAGCGGAUACGGACUCCCCGGCGGAUCCGGGUCUGGAGCUGGCCCAGUUCGCGGCCGGCUGCUUCUGGGGGGUAGAAUUGACUUUUCAGAGGGUUGAGGGCGUCGCCAAGACGGAAGUGGGCUACUCGCAGGGGCACGUCCACGACCCGAAUUACCCGCUGGUUUGCACCGGAUCCACCAACCACGCUGAAGUGAUUCGGAUCCAUUUUGACCCGACUGUUUGCCCCUAUACGACUCUACUUCGUGUAUUCUGGGGAAAACAUGAUCCCACUUCUCUCAAUCGUCAGGGAAAUGAUGUUGGGACACAGUAUAGGUCAGGAAUAUACUACUACAAUCAAGAACAAGCAAAACUAGCCCAAGAAUCACUAGAAGCAAAGCAGAAAGAGGUGGAGAAGAAGAUAGUGACUGAAAUACUUCCAGCCAAAAGAUUCUACAGAGCUGAAGAGUAUCACCAGCAGUAUCUCGAGAAGGGUUCAGGGAAAGGCCCCGCACAGUCGGCUGCCAAGGGCUGCAACGACCCCAUCCGUUGCUACGGUUGAUGCACCCUCUUUCGUAUAUUCAAAUAAUACCGAGAAAACACUUGUGUGAGACCAUCUCUCUGGUGACUUAAGUUUAUGAAUAAUUGAGUAUGGACUAGUGUUUAUUUAUGAGGAUGUGACAACUAUGUUUAUGAUAUUUUUCUUCAUCUGCA
This is a messenger RNA of Salvia hispanica, 784 nucleotides long. Its product is annotated as peptide methionine sulfoxide reductase-like. The record is from RefSeq and is a predicted model, not a curated record. NCBI's taxonomy places the organism in Eukaryota, Viridiplantae, Streptophyta, Magnoliopsida, Lamiales, Lamiaceae. Gene Ontology annotation, molecular function: peptide-methionine (S)-S-oxide reductase activity. Gene Ontology annotation, cellular component: cytoplasm. Gene Ontology annotation, biological process: cellular response to oxidative stress.